AAAGUCCAAAGUGGGAUGAUCACGGGCAGACCUGGGUAGUUGGGAACAGGAAGCGUUUGGCAUCUUGCAGGCUAUAGGCACCACAAGAUGGAGCACAGGAGGACAGGGGCUUGGGAGAGUCACGUCAGUGUUGGGUAAAACAGAGCAAGAUGAGUGCCUCUGGAUGCUUGGUUUCCCCACCUCCAGGGUCUGCUUGCUCUUCAAGUACCUCCCCCAAGCUAAUGACAGUUCACUUUAGGACAUCACAGGUCUCAAGGUUACAAGUUUCCCAGGCUUUGUUAUUUGGUUCUCCACUGCGCAGAAAUAGAUACGACAGCCAGCAUUGUUAAGCAUCAGGAUGUUCUAAGAGGACAGACUUAACAGUAACAUCAUGGCCUCAGCAGGACUUCAGCUCCUUGCUUUCAUCCUGGCCUUAUCUGGGGUCUCUGGAGUGCUCACAGCCACCCUGCUGCCCAACUGGAAGGUGAAUGUGGAUGUGGGCUCCAACAUCAUAACAGCCAUUGUGCAGCUGCACGGGCUCUGGAUGGACUGUACGUGGUACAGCACUGGGAUGUUCAGCUGUGCCCUGAAACACUCCAUUCUGUCCCUCCCCAUCCACGUGCAGGCUGCGAGAGCCACCAUGGUCCUGGCGUGUAUUCUGUCUGCUUUGGGGAUCUGCACUUCCACAGUAGGAAUGAAAUGUACUCGCUUAGGAGGGGACAGAGAAACCAAGAGCCAUGCUUCCUUUGCUGGAGGAGUCUGUUUCAUGUCUGCAGGAAUCUCUAGUUUAAUCCCGACAGUGUGGUACACAAAGGAGAUCAUCGCAAACUUUCUGGAUCUGACAGUUCCAGAAAGCAACAAACACGAACCUGGAGGAGCUAUCUAUAUCGGAUUCAUUUCAGCAAUGCUGUUGUUUAUCUCUGGCAUGAUUUUCUGCACCUCUUGUAUAAAAAGGAAUCCAGAAGCUUGGCUCGACCCACCCACGCAGCAGCCUAUCUCUAACACACAGCUCGAGAACAAUUCCACACACAAUCUGAAGGAUUAUGUGUAAAUAACUGAGUGAUACAUAUGAAAUGGGAUUUUUGGGUGCCAAAUGGGACUUUUAGAUUUUAAAAAAUCAGGAUUAUGCUUAACUUUCCCUACAAAGAAAGUAGAAUGUAAAAUACUUUAACAACUACAAGGUAGUUUAAAAUGCCAAUAAAACUAUCAUACACAA
This is a messenger RNA of Rhinopithecus roxellana (golden snub-nosed monkey), 1195 nucleotides long. It is a transcript of the gene CLDN20, whose product is annotated as claudin 20. Gene Ontology annotation, molecular function: structural molecule activity. The record is from RefSeq and is a predicted model, not a curated record. NCBI's taxonomy places the organism in Eukaryota, Metazoa, Chordata, Mammalia, Primates, Cercopithecidae. The transcript is spliced from 2 exons. Gene Ontology annotation, cellular component: bicellular tight junction; plasma membrane. Gene Ontology annotation, biological process: cell adhesion; bicellular tight junction assembly. The coding region runs from base 371 to 1030 and encodes 219 amino acids.